Molecule: messenger RNA, 522 nt
Organism: Plenodomus lingam JN3
Lineage: Eukaryota; Fungi; Ascomycota; Dothideomycetes; Pleosporales; Leptosphaeriaceae
Product: COPII coat GTPase
Biological process (GO): endoplasmic reticulum to Golgi vesicle-mediated transport; intracellular protein transport; membrane organization
Cellular component (GO): COPII vesicle coat; endoplasmic reticulum exit site
Molecular function (GO): GTP binding; GTPase activity
Source: RefSeq, a predicted model, not a curated record
AUGAACAAGCAUGCUAAGCUGCUCUUCCUUGGACUUGACAAUGCUGGAAAGACCACGCUCCUUCACAUGCUCAAGAACGACAGAGUGGCAGUCCUCCAGCCUACUCUCCACCCAACCUCUGAGGAACUCUCAAUAGGCAAUGUCAAGUUCACCACCUUCGAUCUCGGAGGUCACGCACAGGCCCGUCGACUUUGGCGCGAUUACUUCCCGGAAGUAAGCGGCAUCGUCUUCCUCGUCGAUGCCAAGGACCACGAGCGUCUCACCGAGUCCAAGGCCGAGCUCGACGCUCUUCUCGCAAUGGACGAGCUCAAGUCGACUCCCUUUGUCAUCCUCGGUAACAAGAUCGACCACCCCGACGCCGUCAGCGAGGACCAGCUUCGCGCUGCCCUUGGUCUGUACCAGACAACUGGAAAGGGCAAGGUGCCGCUUGAGGGCAUCCGUCCCGUCGAGGUCUUCAUGUGCAGUGUUGUCAUGAGACAGGGCUACGGAGAGGCUAUCAGAUGGUUGAGUCAGUAUGUCUAG